AUGUCUCAAAAUUCAUAUACAUUCGAGUCUAAUUCAUCAUCAUCCACCGAUAGUGAAGAUGGUGAUGACACUAAUAAUUUAGAAGUUGAAAUGAUUUCAUCAAUCGUUCAACGAAGCCACGAGUUACUUCAAGCAUAUCAACAUGAAACUGAAGUUCGUAGAAGAAGGAGGUUCAUCCAGAGAAAUCGUGAAGAUAGGCAUGCCAGACUUGUAAGUGAUUAUUUCUCUGACAAUCCAGUCUACCCGGAUUACAUAUUUCGUAGACGUUUCUGUAUGCGAAAAGAAUUAUUUCUUCUAAUUGUGAAUGCACUUCAGACACGAUCAUCAUAUUUCCAGCAAAACAUUGAUGCAAUAGGAAGACAAAGUUUGUCACCACUUCAAAAAUGCACAGCAGCUAUUCGUCAGUUGGCUUAUGGAGUCCCAGCUGACCACCUUGAUGAGUAUUUACGUAUGGCGAUGUUCAAAGACUCCUCCAAAUGCAUGAAGAAAAGCAUGGUUUUAAGGGUAUGCUUGGAAGCCUUGAUUGGCAAUUCGCAAGAGGGCAUGGGUCUCCUACGAUUGUCCUUGAAGCGGUUGCUUCACACGAUUUGUGGAUAUGACAUGCUUUUUUUGGUGUUGCAGGAUCACAUCCUAAAAGGAAGUUAUUUAAAGAAAAACAAGAAGCUGCUCGAAAGGAUGUGGAAAGAGCAUUCGGGGUGCUUCAGUCUCGAUGGGCAAUUGUAA
Messenger RNA from Striga asiatica, 723 nucleotides. The record is from the annotation of a GenBank genome assembly. Lineage: Eukaryota; Viridiplantae; Streptophyta; Magnoliopsida; Lamiales; Orobanchaceae.